Messenger RNA from Dendrobium catenatum, 724 nucleotides. RefSeq lists its product as uncharacterized. Bases 64 to 687 code for a protein of 207 amino acids. The record is from RefSeq and is a predicted model, not a curated record. The transcript is spliced from 2 exons. NCBI's taxonomy places the organism in Eukaryota, Viridiplantae, Streptophyta, Magnoliopsida, Asparagales, Orchidaceae.
ACCCUCCUACACAAAUAUCUUCAUCUUCCAGCAACAGAAGUUGGAAUUCCAAAUCGUACGCAAAUGGCUGUCAUGCUCAACGGAAGCCGAGGCUUGUUUCUCAAGCUCUCUUAUCCAGUUCGCUCUCCUUCAGCACUCAAGGCCAAGCACAUCUUGUUCCCUCUCAAAUCUACGCAGAACUACUGCAAGGCAUCAGCGUCAUAUCAUGAAGAUGAUAGGGCCAGACAGAUCCGGGAAAAGCCAGCAGAGGCUGCCGACCGAGCAAAGGAGGUGCUGAAGGAAGGAUCAGAGAGCGCCAAAGAGAGGGCCUCGAAUGUGAAGGAUACGGCAGAGGAUAGGGCGAAGUCUGCAGCAGACUGGGCCAAGGAUGCAACGAACAGUGCUUCAGAGAAGGCAAGAAAUAUAGGGGAUGAUGCGAGGGAGUCUGCGGAGUCCGCGAAGGAGAAGACGAAGGAGUCUGCGGAUUCAGCGUGGGAGAAGACAAAGGAGUCCGCGGAGUCAACCAAGGAGAAGACGAAGGAGGGGCUGGGGAAGGCGGCAGAGGUGGCUGAGAAUGUGGGGGAGAAGGCGAAGGAGACAGUGAAGGGAGUGGUGGGGGCUGCAAAUGAUACGACACAGAAGGUAAAGGAUGCGGUGGUGGGAAAGGACGAUGGUGCGGGUGAUAAUAAGGUUCAUGGCAAGUGGUGAAUUGGUGGGGAAUGCUAAGAGACUUUAGAGGUCAGCA